GCUAUCGCAUUGAAAGCCACAAGUUCUUUCCUACUCAUUAUCGCAAUAAGAGUGACUUUAUAAAAAAAUUUUAUUGUUUCUAACAACGCAUUAGGCAAUGUCAGUGAUUUCAAUUCUAUUGGCCAUUUUGGCCGGGCUUCUUGUAUACAUUGGACUAAGGGUGCGAAAACAUUUCAAUUAUUGGAAGGACUUGGGUGUUCCCUGCGAUCAACCCAACUGGCUAAUGGGCAGUGUGGCAGGGUUUUUAACUUCAAAGCCUUUCAAUCAGAUCGUUGGUGAUUAUUAUGAGAAAUACAGAUUGACUGGACCCUAUGCGGGUUUCUAUUGGUUCUACAAACUGGCUGUCUUUGUUAUGGAACCGAAUUUGAUUAAACACAUACUGAUCAAGGAUUUCUCAAAGUUUACGGAUCGUGGUCUAUACACCAAUGAGGAAGAUGAUCCUUUGACAGGACAACUUUUCAACUUGGAUGGAGCCAAGUGGCGCAAUAUGCGCAACAAACUCUCGCCCACCUUUACGUCGGGCAAAAUGAAGGUCAUGUUCCCAUUGGUAACCAAAUUGGGCGACGAUUUGGUAGAUGUAUUCCACAAGUCCCUUCCCUCCGAUCAGGUGUUGGAGGUGCGUGAUUUGGUGGCUCGCUUUACCACCGAUGUCAUUGGAACUUGUGCCUUUGGCAUUGAAAUUGGCAGUCUACAUAAUCCAAAUGUGGAAUUUCGUCACAUGAGCGGCAAAGCAUUUAAGGAACAGCGUUAUGGCACUUUAGGUUUUGUGCUACGCUUCAGUUUCCCUGAGCUCUCCAGCCGCCUACAUAUCAAGGAAACUUUGGCCGAUGUGGAGGAAUUUUUCCUGGGAAUUGUACGAAAUACCGUGGACUAUAGAGAGAAAAAUAAUGUGAAACGCAAUGAUUUCAUGGAUAUGUUAAUCGAUAUGAAGAACAACAAAUUGAUGAAAAGUGAAACAGGAGAAGAGAUGACCAAUCUCACAUUUGGACAGAUAGCUGCCCAGGCUUUUAUAUUUUUGUUGGCAGGCUUUGAGACCUCAUCGACCACCAUGUCUUUUGCCUUGUAUGAGUUGGCCCAAAAUCAAGAAGUGCAACAAAGGGCUAGGGAAGAGGUGCAGCAAGUUUUGGAGAAGCAUGGAGGGCAGUUUACCUAUGAGUGUAUGAAGGAAUUGGUGUAUUUGGAUCAGGUCAUAGAGGAAACCCUUAGACUUUACACCAUUGUUUCGGCUCUUCUGCGUAAGACUCUGGAGGAUUAUGUUGUUCCUGGCCAUCCAGAAUAUGUGAUUAAAAAGGGAAUGAUUGUCAUUAUACCAGCGGGUCCCAUACACCGAGAUGAACGUUACUUUCCCCAACCCAAUGUCUUCAAUCCUGAUAACUUCAGUCCCGAAAAGGUGGCCGCACGAGAUUCCAUACUUAAUUUAUCUUUCGGCGAAGGACCACGAAAUUGCAUUGGCAUGCGUUUUGGCAAAAUGCAGACUGUGGUUGGCUUGGCUGUGCUUUUGAAGAAUUUCAAGUUUUCCACUUGUGAGCGGACUCCGAUUCCCAUGAAAUAUGACAAGAAAAGUUUUCUGGUGUCCUCAGAGAGUGGUAUCUACUUAAAAGUUGAGAAAUUGUAA
This is a messenger RNA of Stomoxys calcitrans (stable fly), 1615 nucleotides long. Its product is annotated as probable cytochrome P450 6a21. Lineage: Eukaryota; Metazoa; Arthropoda; Insecta; Diptera; Muscidae. The record is from RefSeq and is a predicted model, not a curated record. Gene Ontology annotation, molecular function: iron ion binding; monooxygenase activity; heme binding. Bases 98 to 1615 code for a protein of 505 amino acids. The transcript has 2 exons.